This is a messenger RNA of Sesamum indicum (sesame), 1138 nucleotides long. RefSeq names its product 2-oxoglutarate-dependent dioxygenase DAO. Lineage: Eukaryota; Viridiplantae; Streptophyta; Magnoliopsida; Lamiales; Pedaliaceae. The record is from RefSeq and is a predicted model, not a curated record.
AAAAACGCCCCAUGCAAUUGGCAAGGCAAAACAAGAGAGUCCAACGAGCAGAAGCAAAAGUUGGAAAGAACUCCUUCACCUUCAGACAGCAACUUCUCCGGGAAAUGGCGGACGCCGGCGGCAGCUAUCCAAUUCCGGUGAUCGAUAUGCAGGAUUUUCCGGGCGAGUCCGCGAAGCUGAUAAAGGCGUGCGAAGAGUGGGGAUGUUUCAGGAUUGUGAACUUCCAGGGGGUUCUCCCGGAAUCGCUGAUGCUGGAAAUGAAAGGGGUGAUGGGGUCGCUACUGGAGCUGCCGAGGGAGAUCAAGAUGAGAAAUCGGGAUGUGAUCGCCGGUAGUGGGUAUAUGGCGCCUUCCCAAAUAAACCCGCUUUACGAGGCGUUGGGGCUGUAUGAUAUGGCCUCUACGCCAUCUGUUGACGACUUCUGCUCAAACUUGGAAGCAACUCCUCAUCAAAGGGCAACAAUCUUAAAGUAUGCUAAAGCAGUGAGGGAACUGAUGAUGGAGAUUGGACAUAAAAUAGGAGAAGGGGUUGGGGUGCAUGAUGUUUCACUUGAGGAUUGGGUUUGUCAGUUCAGGAUCAACAGCUACAAAUUCAGCCCUGAAACUGUGAGUUCCUCUGGACUACAACUGCACACAGAUGCUAGCUUUCUCACUGUUCUUCAGGAUGAUGAAAUUGGUGGACUUGAAGUGAUGAAACCUUCUGGGGAAUUUGUGGCACUUCAUCCCUGCCCUGGAACCCUUGUUGUCAAUCUUGGAGAUAUUGCUGCUAUGUGGAGCAACGGGAGAUUCUUGAAUGUGAAACACCGCGUGAUGUGCAAGGAAGCAGGCAUAAGGAUUUCAAUUGCUUCGUUCCUGUUAGGACCGAGGGAGGCCGCGGUGGAGGCUCCGCCGGAGUUGGUCGAUGUGGAACAUCCUCGUCUCUUUGUUCCUUUCACUUAUCUGGACUACAGAAACCUACGGAUCCCAAAUAAGCUCGACACCGGCGAAGCCCUUCAUCGGUUGCGGCUUCACUAAUAAUAGUUGAGACAAAUUGCAAUAAUUUGAUACCUCAACUUUUGUGUAUUUGUCGUAUUGGUGCAUCAACUUUCUGACAUUGCUGAAUUGGCAUGUUAUUGUCUGAAUUCGAUUGGUUUAGUUUU